UCUCCGGUCACUCCUCGCCGGUGGGUUCACCAGAAUUCCACCCCCAACCAACUUCCGGCCAAAACGCUCUCCGUUCACUCCUCCUCGCCGGUGGAUUCAAUAGAAUUCCACACCCAAUUAACUUCCGGCCAAAACAACAACAAACACAAAUUAUCUCCAAAAUUGAUCAAACCCAAAUUCACAAAUCAGGAGAUACGAGUAAACAGGGACUGCAAUUCCCAGAUCGGGGAGAAGAUUGAUGGCGGGGAUGAUGAUGGCUCUUUUUGGAGACUGUCGUUUGGAGAAGGGGGUGCUAAUGGGGAGAAGAUUGAUGGAGGGGUCUUGAAAUCAGUGUGGUAUGAAUCAGACAAUGAGCUGGAUGUUCCGUUUUCAAGGGGCUGUAGAUCAAGUUUUCCUGAUGUGGGGGAAGGAGAAGACGCUAAGAAGUUCAACAAGAUGGUCUUGGGUUUAAAUAAAGUGAGAGAACUGCCCAGAGAUGUGGAGUUUUCACUGAAAAUGGAAGCCGAAUCCAGAACACCAAGGAGGAGGGUUGGCAGAGAUUGGAAAUUGAGGAAAAUGGAUCGGCGGGCGAUGGAAGAGAAGCUGUUGGAAUUAGGAGGAGGAUCAUAUGAAGCAGAAUGGGAGUCUGCAAAAUCAGUAGAGAAAGAAGCAUUGAAAUGGGAACAACCAAAAACAAUUUGGAAAACUAAGAGGGAUAAGUGCAAAUUGGUAGCUUCUGGCUCAAGGAAACAUUCUUCUGCCUCUUCCUUGAAUUCUAAGAAUGCUAGCCUAAGAACUAAUGCAGAUGAUGGUGUUUUUGCUAAUCGGAACUGGGAAGAAACUGAGGGACUCUCAACAGAAAAUCUACAUUCGGGGUGGCAGAAGUUGAAAGAAACGAAAAUUGAAGAGCUGAAGUCAAAGAGUGGGAAAGAGAGGAAAUCUAUUCAUGUAAGCAGGGACUCACAGAGAAGAAGAGCAAAGCAGCAUUCCAAAGUCAGAGUUAAUUCUCCAAGAACGCCUUCCAAAGUUAGAGUUAACUUAGAAAAUUGAUCGGCGCCUUUUCUCAGAUCUCCUUCUUCAAUUCUUCUCCUUCCUUUUUCGUUGAACCCAAAGCGGAGAAG
This is a messenger RNA of Alnus glutinosa, 1100 nucleotides long. RefSeq lists its product as uncharacterized. The transcript has a single exon. NCBI's taxonomy places the organism in Eukaryota, Viridiplantae, Streptophyta, Magnoliopsida, Fagales, Betulaceae. The annotation marks the transcript as partial. The record is from RefSeq and is a predicted model, not a curated record.